Messenger RNA from Meloidogyne enterolobii, 1781 nucleotides. The record is from the annotation of a GenBank genome assembly. NCBI's taxonomy places the organism in Eukaryota, Metazoa, Nematoda, Chromadorea, Rhabditida, Meloidogynidae.
AUGGAACAAAAGCCGAGUACUUCUUCAAUUCCUUCCAAACCCCUACCUCCAAUGGUUGCUGUGGCUGGACAUGCUUCUUUAUUUAAUAAAGCCAAAACGGCAGCAAUGUCCAGAAUUUCUGGUGUUCAAAGACUAAGAAGUAGCCAAUUUGGACCUCACCACGGAUGCCCUCCCGAAUUUGGAGUUCCCUGCAAAAAAGAGAUUGAAGUUUAUAUGCAAAGGAUAAAUGAUUGGGGAGUUAAUAUCUUCAAAAUGCAUGAGUUAUCAAAACAACAUUCAUUAACAUCAGUUACCUACACUUUAUUGAGAGAAAGGAAAAUGUUAUUUAAAUUUGAAAUUCCUGCAAGCACUUUAGUUAAUUAUUUACUACAUUUAGAACAUCAUUAUCGUAGUAAUCCAUAUCACAAUCAAAUACACGGGGCUGAUGUUGCACAAUCUAUAAGUGUGCUAAUUUCCUCACCAGCAUUGGAAGGUGUUUUCUCUGAUUUGGAAGUUUUGGCAGCUAUUUUUGCUUCAGCAAUCCACGAUGUUGAUCACCCAGGCUUUACUAACCAAUAUUUAAUUAACACACAAAGUGAACUGGCAAUUAUGUAUAAUGAUGAAUCUGUGCUUGAACAGCAUCAUUUGGCUGUAGCUUUUAAAUUACUUCAAGACAGGGACUGCGACUUUUUGCAGGGACUUACAAGAAAACAAAGACAAAGUUUUAGAAAAAUGGUGAUAGAAAUGGUGUUAGCUACAGAUAUGUCCAAACAUAUGAGUUUAUUAGCUGAUUUAAAAACAAUGGUUGAGGCUAAAAAAGUUUCUGGAACAGAUACUCUUUUAGACAAAUAUCAAGACAGAAUACAGGUUCUUCGUUCUGCUAUUCAUUUAGCUGAUUUAUCAAAUCCUGCAAAGCCAAUUGAUAUUUAUAGGCAGUGGAAUGAAAGAAUUUUGGAAGAAUAUUGGAGACAGGGAGACAGAGAAAAACAGCUUGGACUUGAAGUCAGUCCAAUGUGUGAUAGAGGUAAUGUAACUGUAGAAAAAUCUCAAGUUGGAUUUAUUGAUUAUAUUGUCCAUCCAUUAUUUGAAACUUGGGCAGAAUUAGUACAUCCAGAUGCUAAUUCAAUAUUAGAUCAAUUAGAAGAGAAUAGACAAUGGUAUUUGGCUAGAAUGGAAGAAGAAGAGGAGGGAGAAAAUGGAGGAGAAGAAGGGGAAGGAGAACAAAAAAUAAUUUUAAAGGAAAAGCCUCCAUUACCUCAACAACAACAACCAUUUUUUCUAAGUAAAGAAAGAGCAGCAAUGAGACAAACACAACCACCAGAAAGUUGUUUUAGUACAAUUAGUAGAAGUUCAAGUAAAAUAUCUAAUCCUCCUCGUCCACGUGCUGCAACUACAACUGCUGUUAUAUUACCCGAAACUGCUGAUAUUAAUAUUAGUGAUCAAAGGCAUUAAAAUAAAAAAAUAAAAGAAGGCAUUAAAAAUCAAAAUAAUAUUAAAUACUAAUAAUUUUUCCUUUAACCCUUUUUUUAAAGAAAUUUUUUAAUUACUUUUUUUUGUUAGUUUGUGAUUCUCUAAUUUUUAGGAAAAUAUUUCACAAACAAACAAAAAAUUUUUUUAUUGUAUAUCGGGUUUUUUUUCCUCUUCCCCCCUUUUAUUCAUCUCUUUAUUAAGGAGACACUACAAAAUGAUAUUUUUUAACAAUUUUAUCCCAAUUUUCUUUUCUAUCUCACAGAUUAAAUUAAAUAUUAUACCCAAUAAAUCACCCUUAAACAUUAUUUAUGGUGCUCCCCUUCUCUCAUUUU